Camellia sinensis is the source of this 1248-nucleotide messenger RNA. The record is from RefSeq and is a predicted model, not a curated record. Lineage: Eukaryota; Viridiplantae; Streptophyta; Magnoliopsida; Ericales; Theaceae.
AUGGAUCAUUUGAAUAAUUAUAAGGGCAAAAAGAUUGAAAAAAGGAAGAUGAAUGAGGAAUUGACAGAACAAAUUAGAGUCAGUCAGUGUGAUGAUGAUGAAAAUGAUGAGGAGGACUUAGAAAUGGUUAUGGCCCGACAAAAUAGGGCUAGUGAUAUUGAGGUUACACCUCCUCCUGGUUUUGCUCUGCGAAGUCAUAUUGUUCGUGAGGCUAGUACAGAUAAGAAAUGGAUUGAUACAUCCUCUCCAGAAGUUCAAUUAUUAGACAUAGAUGUGGAUCUUCAUAGGACCAAAGGCAAUAAACAAUCCAAACUCUCCUCUAGAUUCUUGAAAGAAGCAAAGAAAAAAUUAGGAAGAGCAGUUAACCAGUUUGUAUUGUUCACUCCAGUGCCUACUAAUGUUGUUAAUUCUAAAUGGCUAGAACCAAUGUUGGAUACUGCAAGAGAGGUUGGAAAAGGAACAAAGCUACCUACUUCUUAUGAAGUAACUGAAGUAUAUUUACUAAUGGAGUAUGAAGCUUUACAAAAUUGGAUAAAAUCUCAUAAAUCUAAUUGGACUGAGAGAGGUGUUACAAUUAUGUGUGAUAGAUGGACAUCUGAUUAUUACUUAGGCCUCAUGGACAAGGUAGUGGAUGAAAUUGGAGAAGAAUAUGUUGUGCAAAUCGUAACUGAUAACGAAGCUGCGAUAAAGGCUGCUGGUUACAAACUCAUGCAAAAAAGGAAGAAUCUGUAUUGGAUAGGAUGUGCAACUCAUUGUAUUGAUCUUAUGUUAGAGGAUAUUAGAAAGAAAAAACGUGUAGCAAAGCUGUUGGAUUGUGCAAACAUAAUCACACGCUUUAUUUACAACUCCAAUUGGGUCGUUGAUUUCAUGGAAAGAUUCACAGGAGAUAGAGAGUUGUUACGUCCUAUCAUCACACGAUUUGCCACCAAUUUCAUUACUUUGGAAAGCAUUGUUAAACAUAAGACUGCUUUACAAGAUAUGUUUCAUUCUCAAGAGUGGAAGCACAGCAAAUGGUCCAAAAAGGAUGAUGCAAAAAAAGUGAAAAAAAUUAUACAAAGUAAAGAUUUUUGGACCAAGGCGGCAGAUGUAUUAAAAGUUCAAGAACCACUUCUAAAGGUGCUUAGACUUGUAGAUGGGGAUGAAAAGCCCACAAUGAGUUUUAUAUAUGAAGCCAUGGAUAGAGCAAAGUUGGCCAUCAAACAAAAUUGUCGCUAUUAUGUAGAUUAUUGGAAGAUUAUUGAUAAUUGA